This is a messenger RNA of Cuculus canorus (common cuckoo), 5747 nucleotides long. RefSeq names its product dynein axonemal light chain 1 (gene DNAL1). The coding region runs from base 108 to 866 and encodes 252 amino acids. Gene Ontology annotation, molecular function: protein kinase binding. Gene Ontology annotation, cellular component: cytoplasm. The record is from RefSeq and is a predicted model, not a curated record. The transcript has 8 exons. NCBI's taxonomy places the organism in Eukaryota, Metazoa, Chordata, Aves, Cuculiformes, Cuculidae.
CUGGCCGGACCCCCGCACACAAUCAGCGAACUGUUUUCAGUUGUGUCACGGGCUGGUUUCACUAAAAGGUAUCCCACAGCGCUCCCGCGGCUGGAUUUCUUCCCGGUAUGAUCAGAGCCAAGAGGAGAAAGGGAAGGUCCUCCCACCAGCACCCCGCGAGAAGACCACCUCUUCCAACAAUGCUUCGCGGGCCGCCCCCGACGCGACUUCCGGGAUGGGACUUUUUCUGUAGCGGCGCAUCUCUAUGGUCGCGCCGCGCACGCGCGGGAGGCGGUGGCGCCGUAGCAACCGGAGUGUUAACGGUAGCAACAGCAAUGGCAAAAGCAACAACUAUCAAAGAAGCUCUAGCCAAAUGGGAAGAAAAAAAUGGCCAGAAGGCUUCAGAGGCAAAGGAGGUGAAACUGUAUGGUCAGAUUCCUCCUGUACAGAGGAUGGAUGAAUCUCUCUCCACACUUGUUAACUGCGAGAAACUAUCGCUGUCUACAAACUGCAUUGAAAGAAUCGCCAACUUGAGCAGCUUAAAAAAACUGAGGAUUCUGUCUUUGGGAAGAAAUAAUAUAAAGAACUUGAAUGGAUUGGAAGCAGUUGCAGAUACUUUAGAGGAACUGUGGAUCUCAUACAACUUCAUUGAGAAACUGAUGGGUAUCCGUGUAAUGAAGAAGUUGAAGGUUCUUUAUAUGUCAAAUAAUUUGGUGAAAGACUGGGCAGAGUUUGAGAGACUGGCAGAGCUGCCAUUACUAGAGGAUCUGGUGUUUGUAGGGAAUCCGCUACAAGAGAAAUACGCCUCUGAUCAGAAGAACAGUUGGAUUGAAGAAGCGACCAAGCGGGUACCCACGCUGAAAAAGCUGGAUGUUGGACAAUAUUGAGAAACCAAGUCCCGCCUCGCCAGCAGUUCACAAAUGUAUAAAUCUGGCACUUAGUGUGCUCCAUUUGGAGGACAAGAAGGCAAGAAUGAGGACUUCAACUGCCAGAAUGAUCAACAGGAUCUGAUCUCUCUCCUCCCCAAGCAGGUACACCUUCUUGGUAAGAGUUCCCGGGGAAAAUCACACAAGCACCCAAUGUCUAUCUUGAGCUUGUAUUUUUGUAGACAGUGAAUUUAUCACCAGCAAUCUCAAGCUUGUUAAUACCUGUCCCUUCAAUAAAUGAGUUAUUGGUUCAACUUUGUGAACUUGCUCAGUGAAAGUCCUUUAACAGGCUCUGGCAGACAAACGUUGAUGCAAUCAACCUCACAGAACUGCUCAGUGGCAGUCCUUUACAGACUCUGACAGGUCUGGUUGGUCCCAUCAACUUUGUGAAGCUGUUCAGUGAAAGUCUCUUUUUGGACUCUUGACAAGCAAGUUGACCACAGUAAAUCUUCAGGCCGUAAACUGCUGAUUGAUCAAGUCUGGGACUAAGACUGGACCUACCCACACCCGAACCCCUUGAGGACAGAAAGCAAGGGGGUCUUUCUGAACCUUGUGACUCAAGAGGAAGCCUUCCUUUUCCUUAGCCACAUGACAGACUCUUCACCCUUUUAACACAGCAACACUCCAUUAAGUAAUGGUUUUGAAAUGCAGCCACCCGACUACUGGGUGUAUGAACACCUGAAGCCUCAUCUUGCACUGUAAAAGGCAAAUCCACUAGUACCCACUUAAACAAUUGCAGCUGAUAAACCUUCUAUCUUCCCAUAGAAAAGACAGCUGUAGCAAAGAGAUGUCUUGUUCAAACUCAACUUAAUGACUGAGCAUAUACUGCCUGUUUUCUAAAUUAACAACAAGCCCUUAUACUAAAUGGGGAUCAGUGAACAGGCCUUUAAAUGAUGGAAAAAGAAUGAACGUAGGGUUUUGAAAUGGACAGAUCAGCACAACAGACAAUUUCUAAAAAAAAUAAUCAUAAUUGGAACAAAUUAACACUGUGCUGCAUUAAAAAGCCAUUCGAGUAUUUUUUUCCCCUACUAAUAAUGGUAACAGGAUUCAUUCCAGAUUAGACAAAAUCAGUUCAAGCACUUCGUCCGCAGCAACUGGGGGUUGGCUGGUUUGGGUUUUUAAAACAAUUCUCUGCCAACUUCUGCUAGCAGGCAGGAUCCGACUCAGAUGCAGGAUCAAUUCCUAACUGCUAAGCAAGUGAGCAGCUGGUUUAGUUUUGCUUGUUUGUUUUUUGAACAGGACACUCAGAGAAGCAUGUUUACUUAUUAUGAUGACAGAAAAGAGGUUUUCUGGUGGCUACGAGCAACACAGUAAACAUGCUCAGAAACAUUUCCAUUUGACGCCACUUAACUGAAACAUUUACGCGAUUUGGUUCAGCCAUGCUAACCUACAGCUGCUGGAGAUUAUCCUCAGAUUUUCUUCCAGUAACAGACCUCACUGUAUCAAAUCUUCCUGUUCUCUUCUACUGCAGCAGAACGCUGGAGAGAAACAACCAGUACUAGAUUCAGUGUGUAAUACAAACACUGGUUUUGUGCAAUCUCCAGUUUGUUCUCAUCAGCACCUCAAUGGCUUAACCUUGAUAAGAGGAAAACUUACUCGUAUAUCCAUUUCCUAAAAUGUGGAGAAUAGUGAAAGAUCUGUUCAUUGGAAGACUAUAAUCUUGCAUUCCAGCAUGAUCAUAGCUGAAAGAUUGAUUUGUACUUAAAGCAAUCCCAUUAUUUGCUCCCUAAAUCUUUGUACUUCAUUUCAUCUGAUCAGUUACCACCACAGUUUGCCAUAUUUAAAACUACUUCAAGCUUGAAAAUUCCUGAGGGCUAGGACUAAAGGUUUGCUCAUUAUUACCCAAGCAUACUUCCAGACACUAAAAAAUACCAAAGCACAUGCAGGCGAGGAUCUACAGAGCAGAAGAGUAAAAGGCAGAGGAAAUCCUGACUUUCUGCCCAUAAGAACAGUACAUUUCAGCACAAACAUCUCCGCAGGUUUUCCUUACUGGAGAGUACACGGAAGUUCUUCCAUUUUAGUAUCCUGUUUUCUAGCCAGAACUAUACCCACUAGUCCAUACUGUCCCUCGCUUUUUUGUAAGUAUCUGCUCCUGAUCGCUGUUGGAAACAAGACCUGGAGCCAGACAGGGCUUUAGUAUGUCCCAAUAUGAAAAGUCUGGUUUUUUUCCUAAGGGAUUACAAACUGGUUGAUUUUACACUGAAAACAGAGAAAACAUUUUCCUAGGACAGUUUGAUGAACCUUAUUUGAGUUCUCAAAUUUAAUCAGAUCGUCCUCUCCAAUCUCAAAAAAUUCUCUUAGUUUUUACCAUGUUUCUCGAUGUAUGCCAGGUCCAUGUCAGUCUCCACUUCUUUGUCUUGUUUCUAGGCCCUCUCAGACUCUGUUCAAAGUAACUGUACACUGUUCUAGUGCUGCAACACUGGUAUUCCAGGCAAAUACUUCCAAUUACAACAGUAUAACUAUACCUGUAUUACUUUUAACAAUCCCUCCUUGUUUCUGAACUGUUGCUCUGAACUGCAAACUACUGGCAACUUCCCAGAACUUCUGAGCUUUAAUUGCAUCAUUGCUUUUUACUGGAAUUAAUCUUAGUACUACAUGUGGACAAUGAGGUUCAGCUGCUUCACCUACUGUCUGCCCUGGCACAGUGUGGUAAAGCUUCUGUUCCGAGGGCCCUAGUAUUGUGGUAGACAAGCAUUUUCUCCAAUUUACCAAAGCUAAAAAAUAACAACCAACAUUGAAACUCUUAAUUGGAAAACUGAUCUGCUUAAGCUUCUUCUUAAAGAUUAGUAACUUUAAGUUCUUUGCAGUUUUUGAAGGAUUUUAACAGUUCAUGAUAUGCCAUCUGCUUCCACAGCCUAGUCAGUCAACAAGACCCAUGCACGUAGGGACAUGGAACAGUCUUCCAAAUGCUGAAAGGAAACCUUACUUUGGCAAGAAUGAAAGCUACAACCUUGGCAGAAAAUUGAACACUUAAAAGCAAAAGUGUCGACACUGAAAAAAGUGCAGUCCUUAAUGACGAUACUCCUACUCAUUUUGUAAGAGUGGUAAGUGUCCCUGCUAUUAAGAAAAAGGAUUCUAUCCAAAGGCAUGUAUAUGUCAAAGCAAACAUGGUACACAGCCUCCCAGACAUAAAGUGAAGCAAUCAUGGUUGCAUGAAACCACAGGGCAGGAAAAAAUUGCCAGAUGUCACGCUGGAGUUAGAGCCACCUUCCACAGUGAACCUGGAAUUUCUCUAGCAGCUUGCAGGGUCAAGAUUUAGAAGAACAAAACCAAAACAAACGUAAAAAAACAUAACAAAAAAACCAGGACAGUCAGGAACACUCCUAGGAUCCCUGAUAGGGAAUGUAGGAGCAAUCAGCUCCUUUGGUAUCACACCACUGGAGCAGCACACACGUGACCUGACACAGUACCCGGAACACAGGAAGCUGGGAGAUCAGCGCUGCUUCCGAGCACUGGAGGGACCUGGGAAUCUGGGUACACCCGACUGGCUGUGAAGCACAAGGAAGUGAUCCAACUCGUUACAUCUUUACAAAAUAAUGAUAAAUAUGGGCUAUGAAGAUGUACAGAACAAUCCUGUGCAAAUCUAACAUCUUUGUCACCUGGACCACUUCACUACUUCUUAACUCUCUCACCAGCAGGCUUUUGGUGACUAGACUUUUUGGGCUAUUAGCAUGUGUCAGUUCGGGAGGAAGAGUGAGCCUUUCAGCAAAGGGCAAGGCUCGCAACACGACAACGCAGCAGGCAAAGCUAUCCAGCCACUGGUGUGGAAAUAAAUGACAAACUUCUCCUGCACUUACACACUGUCUGACAGGAUGUAUUUGGGAAACUAGGGCCUGACCAUACAAGCUAUUAAUUAUGGCGAUUUCAAGGAACAAAUGAGGGCUGCCACACGAAAGAAAUAGAUGUGUUGAGAGGUAAGAGGGAUCCUUUCACAGAGGGAUCGCUGCUGGAGAGACCAUUUCUCCCAUCUCUGAGGUGCACACAAUCCAGCGCACAAGUAGGUCUUGGUUCAUUUGCAUAACAAACUUGCUCCCAUUUAUGCAAAGUCAAAACCAGCAGUUUCAUUUCAAAUUGCACUUGUGAAGUCCAGAUUACUUUCCAUUAAAUUAAUCAAAGGCAGAUCAUUUUGUUUUCCAAGAUGAGAAAACCCGCAAGGCCCAUGGCUACUCUAAUCCCACAGGAUAUUUUUAUAUCCAUUGCUGCAUUCUUAAUAGCAAAGAGAAACCACCUCGGGCUUCCUCUUGAAAAAACUUCCUCUCCAAAGGAAGAAGAAAGUCUUGCUCAUCCCACUUCUCAUUUCUGUGAAGCAGAGGCCAAAACUGCAUACCAUCUUUCCACAAAACUUGUUGGCUGCCUGAAUAAAUGUUCAGAAAGGCAGGAAAGCAUAACAGGGAGGAGAACUUGUUGAGAAGGCAAACAUCUAGAAAUCACCAGUGUCACAGUAACUGGAUACACUUUAGCUCAGAGCAGAGCGUCAUGAUAGUCCAGCUCCAGUCUGGAAACCUUUAUAUCCAGGAGUCCUGUUAUCACAAUUCCUGAACAAGCACAAAAAUAAAGGUCUGACUGACCUGAGAGAGAACUUACUUCCACUGCAGGUGACAUUGUUCUAUUAGGUACCUCAGGUAUUAUAAAUAGAAUAGAAAUCUUAUUUGCUUAAUAAAAAAAUCCAUAUUGAAACAAAUCUUUCCAUCCAUCAUUCCAGCUUGGUCAGCACUGGCAAGGUAAAGUGGAACACGUAGCACGAGGAAAUGGCAGCACUGAAACUAAGACCCGAUGGUUCAGGUCAGAAAAGCACAAGCAAAGGAAGUGAGACCACCAAGAGGGAGGUUGGGUCCAGCCUUA